AUGCAAAGUACUACAUUUGGGAGGAACGAUACCUUUUUAAAAGGUGUUCAGAUGGAAUCAUCCGGAGGUGUGUCCCAGAUGAAGAAAAAUAGCAGAUUCUUUGGCACUGUCAUGGUUCUGAUGGCAGUUGACUAUGUGUCCAAGUUGGUGGAAGCUGUGGCUUUGACCACUAAUGAUGCCAAAGUGACAAGUGGACAUGUUGAAGUUUCCAACAGGGAACUUAAGAGGAUUCUAGAGAAGACCGUUAGUGUUUCAAGAAAGGAUUGGUCUAGGAAGCUUGAUGAUGCUCUCUGGGCAUACCGGACAGUGUACAAGACUCCUAUCGGCAUGUCCCCUUAUCAGUUGGUCUAUGGCAAAGCCUGUCACCUGCCAGUUGAGCUUGAGUACAAAGCUUACUGGGCAAUCUGGUAUCUGAAUCUUAAUUCAGAAGCUGCAGGAAUUAAACGAAUGCUUUAG
This is a messenger RNA of Arachis stenosperma, 456 nucleotides long. RefSeq lists its product as uncharacterized. The transcript is spliced from 3 exons. NCBI's taxonomy places the organism in Eukaryota, Viridiplantae, Streptophyta, Magnoliopsida, Fabales, Fabaceae. Gene Ontology annotation, molecular function: nucleic acid binding. The record is from RefSeq and is a predicted model, not a curated record. The coding region runs from base 1 to 456 and encodes 151 amino acids.